Dracunculus medinensis (Guinea worm) is the source of this 2427-nucleotide messenger RNA. NCBI's taxonomy places the organism in Eukaryota, Metazoa, Nematoda, Chromadorea, Rhabditida, Dracunculidae. The record is from the annotation of a GenBank genome assembly.
AACCUGAUGGCACCGAAACAAGAACGAAGAAAACGUGGAAAAUGGGAACACUAUAAUGCAGAUUAUAAUGCAGAUGAAAAUUCGCAGUCCUCCGGCGGUUUUAAUGAGCGGCAGAAUACAAUCGAGAAAGACAUAUCAUCGGGUAAUUUUAAAGCUUCUGUAUCCACCGAAUCAGUACCAAAAGCAGCAAGUCAAAAUUUGGAGAAUCAAACGGUGACGAUUCGCACUGAUGAAUUUGGUGCUAAAGAUUACAGACACGAAAUGAAAUUGAAGCCUGAUAGCGCUUCACGUCCUUUGUGGGUUGCUCCGGAUGGGCAUAUAUUUUUGGAAUCGUUCAGUCCUGUUUACAAACAUGCGCAUGACUUCUUAAUUGCUAUUUCUGAGCCCGUAUGUCGUCCUGAAUUUAUACAUGAAUAUCAAUUAACCGCAUAUUCAUUAUAUGCAGCCGUCUCUGUUGGACUUCAGACUAACGACAUAAUUGAAUAUUUGGAGCGUCUUUCGAAAACUUCGCUGCCUAAAGGGAUUAUUGAAUUUAUUAAGAUUUGUACAUUCAGUUAUGGUAAAGUGAAAUUGGUGUUAAAACACAACCGUUAUUUCAUUGAAUCGAGACAUUCUGAUGUUAUUCAAAAUUUGCUAAAAGAUAAAAUGAUACAACAAUGUCUCGCUGAUAAUAUGCCAGCUAAAGAAAUUCCGCUUGUGGAUAUAAAUCGAGAGAAAAUUCAAAUACCUGGCACACAGUUGGCGAAAGUCCAAAGUGAAAUUGAAAGCACAAAUGAUGUUCCAGAUGAUAUUAAUCAGUUCUAUGGUAAACUUGAUGACGAUGAUGACGAUGAUGAGGACGCUAUCAGAAAUCUGCAACUUCUCACUUUUGAGGUAAAGCAGGAAUCGAUUGAAAUUGUUCAAAAACGAUGCAUAGAGUUGGAAUAUCCAUUACUUGCUGAAUACGACUUUCGUAAUGACACUUUUAAUGAAAAUCUUGGCAUUGAUUUAAAACCCUCAACUGUACUAAGACCAUAUCAAGAAAAAAGUUUGCGAAAAAUGUUUGGGAAUAGUCGCGCAAGAUCAGGUGUAAUUGUACUGCCAUGUGGUGCAGGCAAAACUUUGGUAGGAGUUACUGCUGCAACUACUGUUAACAAAAGUUGUCUUUGUUUGGCUACUUCUAAUGUUUCUGUAGAACAAUGGAGAGCUCAAUUUAAGCUGUGGUCGACAAUUCGAGAUGACCAGUUGGUUCGCUUUACUAGAGAAGCUAGAGAUGCAGUGCCCUCGGGGCCAAACAUCUGUAAACCCAUUGUUUGCAUUAGCACUUAUUCCAUGGUUGCCUACACUGGUAAGCGCACGUAUGUCGCUGAAGAAGCAAUGAAAUUCAUUGAAAAUCGUGAAUGGGGAUUAGUUAUAUUAGAUGAAGUACAUACUAUACCGGCCAAAAUGUUUCGUCGUGUGCUCACUAUAGUUCGAGCGCACUGUAAGCUUGGGCUUACUGCGACAUUGGUAAGAGAAGACGAUAAAAUCACCGAUUUAAAUUUUUUAAUCGGUCCAAAAAUCUAUGAAGCAAACUGGAUGGAAUUACAAAAAGCUGGACAUAUUGCAAAAGUGCAGUGUGCUGAAGUUUGGUGUCCUAUGACAGCUGAAUUUUAUUCAUAUUACUUGCGUGCUCAAAUAGCACGUAGGCUUUUGCUUUCUGUGAUGAAUCCAAAUAAAUUUCGCAUUUGUCAAUUUCUUAUCAAAUACCAUGAACGACGCAAUGAUAAGAUCAUUGUUUUCUCGGAUAAUGUGUUUGCUUUAAAAAAGUAUGCUAUUGAAAUGGACAAACCAUUUUUGUAUGGUGAAACAGGGCAAAAUGAAAGAAUGAAAAUUCUGCAGAAUUUUCAAUUUAAUCCAAAAGUAAAUACGAUUUUUGUUUCAAAGGUAGCUGAUACAUCUUUUGAUCUUCCUGAAGCUAAUGUGUUAAUCCAAAUUUCUGCACACGGUGGAUCGAGAAGACAAGAAGCGCAACGUCUUGGUCGAAUAUUACGAGCAAAAAAGAAUUCUACGGAUGCAUUCAAUGCCUUUUUUUAUUCCUUAGUUUCGCAGGACACCGUUGAAAUGAGUUACUCGCGGAAACGUCAAAGGUUUCUAGUCAACCAGGGUUAUGCAUAUAAGGUUGUAAACAGAUUACCGGGAAUGGAAAAAGAAGAAUUAAAGUUAUAUACGAAAGAUUCACAAUUACAACUCUUGCAACAAGUACUGGCUGCUUCUGAUGCUGAUGCUGAAGAAGAAGACGUCAAAGAAGAAACAUUCGAUGGUGUUCGUGAAGCAAAGACAUUGCGUAAGGAAAGUUCAUUUUCAUCAUUCUCCGGCAGCAAUUCAAUUUCAUACACACAAAAAACGAAGACAGCCAAAGAUGAGGAGAGGCAUCCGUUAUUCAGAAGAUUCCGAUCUUUUAAAUAA